AUGGCUGGCCGCAGCGUCGUGUGCGAUACGGAUGGGUCUGCGGGGGACGGAAGGCCGACUGAUCCGGCGAAGUCUGUUUCUAUUGGUGGUGACAACGAUAGACAUAAGGAUACGUUGAAGGAGAUACGGUGGCCGCAGAAGCUGGUGAACAUGUUGUCUAGAUGGAUGCCCAUUUUUGUGGUGGUCCUUAUUGCCUCUUGGAUGAUAUAUCAGCGCGAUGAGCCUAAUCGGCCUUUAGAUGACCUUGUUAACGACUCUACAGCUACUAAAGGCGAUAAGGUUAAAAAAGGCGUUACCGCUAGGAAAGGCAGUAAGAAUAGUAUCAUCUCUGGUAUGAUGCAUAGCAGCAGAAUGAUGGGACAUAUAAUCGAUGAUUUUGAUACCAUGCAGCGUUUCCUCAAUAGUAUCGAACCUGUCGAUAGUGUCAAACCUAUCAUGGAUCGUAUGAAGCGCGUCUACGAUGGUGCCGAGCCCAUCGAGGAGCGUAUGGAGCGCGUUAUCGGCCGUAUCGAGCGUAUCGAUAGUGCCGACCCUAUCAUGGAGCGCAUCGGGACUCUCAUCAUUGCUGUCGAGGCUAUCCGCGGCAAUGUGAAUCACAUCACCCAUCGCGUGUGGCAUAUCGUCGAUCGUAUUCGUAAGAUGAAAGACCGUAUCAUGCCUGCCGAUAGCGUCGAGGGUCUCAUCGGUCGCAUCGAGACUGUCGUCACUGAUAUCGAGCAUCUCGCCGAUGAUAUCGAGCGUGUCGUCAACAGCAUAGAGCAUGUGAUCGAUAGUAUGGUUUCUGAGCGUCGUAACGAAGCGGAUAGUCAAGACCAUGCGGAUGCUAGAGACGAUGCGUAUGGUAACGUAGAUGCAGAUGCUACAGGCGACGCGUAUGGUGAACCAGCCGCUCGCCGUGUUACAGAUCAGCUUCAAGCUUGA
Babesia ovata is the source of this 921-nucleotide messenger RNA. Its product is annotated as chromosome segregation ATPase, putative. The transcript has a single exon. The coding region runs from base 1 to 921 and encodes 306 amino acids. NCBI's taxonomy places the organism in Eukaryota, Apicomplexa, Aconoidasida, Piroplasmida, Babesiidae. The record is from RefSeq and is a predicted model, not a curated record.